Messenger RNA from Periophthalmus magnuspinnatus, 3051 nucleotides. RefSeq names its product ADP-ribosylation factor-binding protein GGA3-like. Lineage: Eukaryota; Metazoa; Chordata; Actinopteri; Gobiiformes; Gobiidae. The transcript has 15 exons. Gene Ontology annotation, cellular component: trans-Golgi network. Bases 6 to 1949 code for a protein of 647 amino acids. The record is from RefSeq and is a predicted model, not a curated record. Gene Ontology annotation, biological process: vesicle-mediated transport; intracellular protein transport. Gene Ontology annotation, molecular function: small GTPase binding; phosphatidylinositol binding; ubiquitin binding.
GUCACAUGUCCCGGCGGCAGUUUGACACUUCUCCCCCCUGUCACUAUCCUUGCCAUUUCUCCUGUCACUGCCGCAUCUCCCUCUGCGCCACUCGGGUCAAGACGCACGUUUGGGUCGAGUCUUUGGCGAUGGCGAGCGCGCACAGUCCUGCUUCUCUGGAAACCCUGCUCAACCAGGCCACAGAUCCACAGUACCCUGAGGACAGCUGGGAGACCGUCCAGGCCUUCUACCAGACGGUCAAGCAGCAGCCAGAUGGUCCACAGGUGGCGCUGCGGCUCCUGGCUCAUAAGAUCCAGUCCCCUCAGGAGCGAGAGGCCCUCAAGGCGCUCACGGUCCUGGAGGCGUGCAUGAACGAAUGUGGCCAGAAGUUCCACAAUGAGGUGGCCAAGUUCAGGUUCCUCAACGAGCUCAUCAAAGUGCUCUCUCCAAAGUACUUCGGCGCGUGGAGCCCGGAGAGGGUGAAGGAACGCCUGGUGGAGGUGCUGUACGGAUGGACCCUGUGGCUCCGAGACCAGCCCAAGAUCCAAGAAGCCUACAACAUGCUCAAGAAACAGGAUAUAGUGAAGAAAGACCCCAAGCUGUCCAGCACCCUGAUCAUGCCCCCCGCCCCCAACAGAAGCUCCACCUCCAUAUUCGAGCAGGACGACACCACCAAGCUGCUGGACAGAUUGUUGAAGAGUGGCCGACCUGAGGAUCUGGAAACUGCAAACCGACUCAUCAAGAGCGCCAUGCAAGCUGAGCAGGAGCGAGCAGCCAGGGUGCAGAGAAGGGAGGACCUUCUGAAGGAGGCCCAUGACAGUAGCAGACAACUCCAGGAGAUGUUAGAGACCCAGAAGACACCCACCCAGAAGUCGAGUGAGAACAUCCAGGGCCUGUUUGAGCGCUGUGAUAGGCUCCGCCCCACUCUGUUCCGAUUAGCAAGUGAGACGACGGAGGACGACAUGGCUCUGUCUCAGGUCCUAGAGGCUAACGACGAGCUAACACUAGCCCUAAAGGCUUACAGAGCCCACAUGAGCACACAGAGUGAAGCAGCAGAGAGGAAGGCUGUGGAACGGAGCCCAGUGUCCAGCCCCAGAGAAGUGAAGUCGUACCACCUGAUAGACUUUUCCUCUCUGGACCCUGAGCUCAGGACCCACUCACCUGUGCAGGGGGAGGAGCCACACUGCUCCCCUGUGCAGGGGGAGGGGCCACACCGCUCACCUGUGCAAGGAGAAGGGCCACACUGCUCACCUGUGCAGGAUGAGGGGCCUCAUCACUCACCUGUGCAGGGGGAGGGGCCAGGGCAGGUCAGAGGUCGCACAGAGGUCACAACAGAUUGUCCCUCACAGAAAAAAUCUUACCUGGAGGAGCUGAUCCAGCUGGAUGAAGAAGUCUUUGGUCCUGACGAGGGGAGGUGCCAGAGUGAGCCUAUCACCAACGGGACUCACCACUGGUCACAGUCCCACGGUCGGCCCUAUCUGGAUUCCUCCAUGUCCCUCAAGAAGAGCUCAUCUCCAGUGAGGACAGAGGAACCUUCACUUCAGAACGUCUUUGUGCCCGUCCACUCCAUCCGAGCCAGUCAUGUGGAGCCUAUCACUGUGCUGGAUCAGGCCGGGGUACACGUGUCCCUCCACUUCUCCAGAGAACCCCCAGUGGGACGCCCCACUGUAGCUGUGCUGGUUCUGUCUACUGUCAACACCUCUGCUCUCAGGGUCACGGGCUUCUCCUUCCAGGCUGCUGUCCCAAAGAGCAUGUGUGUAAAGCUGCAGUCUGCUUCUGGCUCGGAGCUGCCCCCCUACAGCCCUCUGCUGCCCCCUGCUGCUCUCUCCCAGGUCCUGCUGCUGGACAACCCACAACAGAAAGCGGUGCGUCUACGGUACAAGUUGACUCUGACUCAUGGAGAGCAGCAGGUGAACGAGAGCGGGGAGAUCAGCGCCUUUCCCGAGUGGAGCCGUAUGAUUGGUCAAUGAGCCUGUCAAUCAAACAGUCACACAUUUUACAUGUUUUACAUCCAUACAGGGCCCUCCGCUCAUACUGGGACUUCUGACCAGCACUGAAGCACAAAAUGUGGGGCCCUGGGGACAAAUGUUGUUGGGGACAGAACUUAUAGAUCCUCUUCUCCCCGAGUCUAAACACACCUGCUCUGGACCAAAGGAAGCAGAUCAACAUGGGUACAUUUACAUUCCGGUAAAUAUCAGAUAGAUGAACUAGAAUAAUCAGAUUACCAAUGAUUAGAUCAGAUUUUUAGUGUGCGUUCACAGCACAAGAGAAAUGUGAUCUUCAAAAACACUUGGUGACAUGAGCAGAGGUGGUAGAGUAGCCAAAGACUGUUCUCAAGUAAGAGUGAAAAGUAUUUGGGAAAACUACUACUCAAGUAAGAGUAACUGUCAGCAUGUAACAUUUGAUUUAUAAUGUAAAGUGAAUGUAAUUGGAUGGACAAAACAGGAAAUAAUACAAACUAAAUCAUAUCUGAAGGAGCGCUGCAAGAAAGAAUGUUCAAAUGAUUUCAUAUUGUCAAGAUAAAGGUUUUGUCACUCAUGGAAUUACUCGCAGUGGGAAGAGGAACCAAAACUUUGACUCAAGUAAGAGUACUAUUAAAGUUACUCAAGUAAAUGUAACUGAGUACUACACACAUCUGGACAUGUGUCAGUUAAUCAGUGGAUUUGUAGAGUAAACAUUCUCUCUUCUGUCAUUUUGUAUCUCAUCAUUGUCCUUUAGUUUGCAUACUUUUCUUUGAACAAGUGUGAACAAUUUAAAGAAAUGAGAUUACUCACAUCAGACGGAGCCGUUUACAUGAUAUAAGAAUAAUGUGAUAUCUCCAGAAAUCAGAUCAUGACCAGAUUUGGAUGUGCAUGUAAACAUAGGCAGUAUUAGUCAAAGGCUCUAUAUGCUCUUGAAAUGGUUGUGCCUUCCCAAACCCAAAGUGCCUUGUUGUGACAUAAUACUCAUGUUUUUAUGAUAUUUAUUUUUAAGUUAAUGUUCCUUUGUCUUUUCUACACCUUUUUACAUUUACUUUUAUGAGCUGUCAUCUGAGCCACUGAGCAAAGAAGAAAUAAACUUGCUAAAAAUGAA